This is a messenger RNA of Anastrepha obliqua, 2310 nucleotides long. RefSeq lists its product as uncharacterized. The transcript has a single exon. Gene Ontology annotation, molecular function: nucleic acid binding. Gene Ontology annotation, biological process: DNA integration. The coding region runs from base 1 to 2310 and encodes 769 amino acids. Lineage: Eukaryota; Metazoa; Arthropoda; Insecta; Diptera; Tephritidae. The record is from RefSeq and is a predicted model, not a curated record.
AUGGACACCAUAUUGGCAGGCAUAGAUUACACCGUCGCUUACAUAGAUGACAUCAUUAUAGGCGGUGCAACCUUUGAGAAACAUGUCGGAAACCUUCAUAAAGUGGCGCAACAGCUACAGAAGUAUAAAUUUCGGGUCCAGUUCGACAAAUGCAAAUUUUUUGCUGCACAGGUAAAAUAUUUGGGAAACAUUUUAAGCAAAACAGGUAUAAAACCUGACCCCACCAAAAUAAGCCAGAUUCUAGCACUACCAGUACCCAAAAAUGUGUCAGAAGUCCGAGCAUUUCUGGGCAGUGUAAACUAUUAUGGAAAAUUCAUCGCAGAAAUGUCCAAAGUCAGAACACCUUUGGACAAAUUGCUUCAUAAAAAUGAAAAGUUUAAUUGGAACGCUGAUUGCCAAAAAGCCUUCCAGCAAUUCAAACGCAUUUUAAAUUCAGAUUUAAUGCUUACGCAUUAUAACCCCAAUUUACCAUUGAAAGUGGCAGCAGACGCCUCCAAUAGAGGAAUCGGUGCGUUUAUUUGUCACGUUUUUCCGGACGGAUCAGAGAAGGUUAUACAACACGCCUCAAAAGUUUUAACGGAUGCAGAGCAAAAGUACUCGCAAAUUGAAAAGGAAGCUUUAGCAUUAGUUUUUGCGCUAAAGAAGUUCCACAGAUUUAUUUUUGGACGUAAGUUCACAUUGUGCACGGAUCAUAAGCCGCUAAUCGCAAUAUUUGGUAAAAAUAAGGGCAUCCCAACGUACGCAGCAAAUAGGCUUCAGCGAUGGGCACUAAUAUUGAUGAUGUACGACUUCAAUAUCCAAUACAUUAAAACAACAGAAUUUGGAUGUGUAGACAUGCUUUCGCGCCUUAUAGCAAAUCACACAAAGCAAGACGAAGACAUGGUGAUAGCUUGUACUCAAAUGGAAGAAGAAAUGAACACGAUUAUUGAAGACCAAUGUGAAAAACUUCCGGUGAGUUUUGAAAUGAUAAGAAAAGCUACAAAGCAAUGUUCAACGGCCCAAGCUGUCAUAAACGCAUUAUCAAAUGGAUGGAAACAAGAAAUAACACCAGAAUUACAGCCAUUUUAUGCACGGAAAGAUCCACUCAGCGUGAUUCAAGAGUGCCUAAUGUUUCAUGAACGCAUAGUGAUUCCGAAGAAAUUACAACCACGAAUUUUACGUCAACUACACAGAGGACAUCCAGGUAGAGAACGGAUGAAAUUGUUAGCAAGGAGUUACGUGUAUUGGCCUGGUGUGGACGAAGAUAUAGUCUCGUAUUCACGAAAUUGUCAACUUUGUGCAUCAACAGCAAAAAUGCCUGUAAAACAUACACUACGAUCAUGGCCGUUAGCAACAAAACCAAUGGAACGGUUACACAUUGAUAUAGCAGGACCAUGCAAUGGUUUUUAUUACUUCGUAAUCGUAGAUGCAUUCUCAAAAUGGCCUGAAAUUUUUCAAAUAGAGAAUAUCACAACGCAAACAAUCAUUAGCAAGCUAAAUGAAACGCUUUCACGUUACGGAGAUUGUGACACACUGGUCUCCGAUAACGGCACACAAUUUACGAGUGGAGCGUUCGAACAAUUCGUAACAUCGCGGGGUAUUCAACACAUAAGGACAUCGCCUUAUCAUCCCCAGUCCAAUGGACAAGCGGAACGGUUCGUAGAUACACUGAAAAGAGCAUUAAAAAAAUUAAAAAUGGAAGGAACGGAUUCAGAAAACUUGCAAACAUUUUUGCAAACGUAUAGAUCCACACCAAAUCCGAAUGUGGUAGAACGUAAAUCUCCUGUAGAAGCCUUCCUUAACUGGAAAAUCAAAACAACGUUAGACUUAACUAAGCCACAAACAACGGAAAUCAAACAACGAAAUUUAAAACAAGAAAAGCAGUUUAAUGUCAAACACGGAGCAAAAUCUAGAGAAUUUUCGAAUGGAAACCUUGUAAACGUUAAAUGGCAUCAAGGCAAUGAUACGUUUUGGGUUCCUGGCGUUAUCAUAGAACGGAUUGGUUCUGUGAACUACAAUGUCAGAAUUGAAGUAAAGGGCAACUCAAAACUGAUUAGAUCACAUGCAAAUAAAAUGGUAAAACGGUAUGGAAACCAUACUGGCAAUCGCGAUGUGACUAAAUAUUUAUGCGACGUUUUUGAUCUCACAGAACUACCACGGUUCAAUGAAGAAAAUCAACCCGUACUACAGCCAGAAACUGUUGAAGUGGCUCCCCUAGUGGAAACCACCUCAUCUGGUUCUAAUGCACAUGCAGAGACAAAUAGAGGAACAUCAACGAGUCGCAGGAUUCGUAGACCACCAGCAUAUUUGAAUGAGUAUGAUACUUCCUAA